AUGGCUAAACUCAUGAAAUGGGCCAUGAAGCCGUUUCGGAGGGUCCCGUGCCCUCCCAUGCGCUUCCCCACCAGCGGUUUCAACAUUGUCCCUUCAUCGGAAAUAUUCGAGGAGGAACGGUUCGAGCAUAUUGGAAAUGGUCGAUACUAUCCUGCUAAUAUUGGCGACGUGCUUAAUGCCAAUUCAUGGCAGCCUGGUCAUGCUCAUAUACGAAAAGCACUGGAUAUCUUCACAAUUCCCCGUUCGGGCGGUGACCAUCCAUAUUUACUUCAUCGCAACCCCACUCAUCGAUUCAGCGAGGAUCUAUUCAAAGCUGGCCUUUUGCAGAUUCUUCAGGCACUUGACUACCUGCAUACCGAAUGCAAGCUUGUACACACUGACAUUAAAAGCGACAACAUUCUCCAAGAUAUAGAGGACAAGUCUAUUCUGAAAAGCUUUGCCCAGGCUGAGUUGACGAACCCCUCACCUCGCAAGUUCGUUAACGGCUUACCGGUCUACGCUUCCCGACGUUUCGACUUGCCAAAAGUGUUCGGACGGGCAGUGCUGAGUGAUUUCGGCUCAGCCGUACGAGAAGAUGAGAAGCGAAAUCACGAUGCGCAGCCUAAUGUUUAUAGAUCGCCGGAAGUGAUGCUCAAGACUGAUUGGAGUUAUUUGGUUGAUAUAUGGAACGUCGGGGCUAUGGUGUGGGAUUUGUUUGAGGGGAGACAUAUGUUUUGCGGUGAUGACCCUAACGGCAAGGGAUACUCGAUGCGGGCGCAUCUGGCAGAGGUUAUGGGUCUUCGGGGGCCGCCUCCUCUGGAUAUGCUCAGGCGUGGGAAACGAAGUCAUGAAUUCUUCACUGAAGAUGACAUAGUGAUCCCGACGGGUGUCAGUCUGGAGCAGUCGGAACAGUUCCUUGAAGGAAGGAAUAAAGAGAUGUUCUUGGUUCGCAUGAGAGGGAUGCUCCAGUGGCGGCCUGAGAUUAGGAAAACAGCGAAGGAAAUACUCCAGGGUCCGUGGCUGGAUGAUCAGGCAGAGUAG
This is a messenger RNA of Aspergillus uvarum CBS 121591, 1020 nucleotides long. Its product is annotated as kinase-like protein. NCBI's taxonomy places the organism in Eukaryota, Fungi, Ascomycota, Eurotiomycetes, Eurotiales, Aspergillaceae. The coding region runs from base 1 to 1020 and encodes 339 amino acids. Gene Ontology annotation, molecular function: ATP binding; protein kinase activity. The record is from RefSeq and is a predicted model, not a curated record. The transcript has 6 exons. Gene Ontology annotation, biological process: spliceosomal complex assembly; protein phosphorylation; regulation of mRNA processing.